AUGGACAAAACUCAUCAUUGCCGUCAUCCCGUUAUCUUACUCUCUCUGCAUCGCAGUAAGAAAGAAGCCAUGAGAUGUGUCUUUAUCUCCUUUCCUGAUGAUCUUCAUCAGUCGUUAUUUUUAGAUUUUUUCUCUCUUUCAGAUUGCAAUGAGUUCACUCAGAAGACCUCACGCAUUGUUUCUCCCUCCCCUUCUCUCUCCCCAUUUCUCUCCCUCUCCUCCCCCUCUCUCUCUCUCUCUCUCUCUCUCUCUAUGUUCCACACAGACAAGAGAAAUGCAUCUCAGAAAUUCAUCGUCAGAAUUUCACGCUUUGCUUGUUUUUCUUCUUCUUUUCUUUCUUUUUUCUUACAGUCGGAUUUCCUCUCCCCCUUCCGCAAGAAUUUACGCAUUCAUUUAGACGUCUUCAUUGAAAUCACAACACGUCUUUCGGUCACACAAACACACAAUUUGUUUUCAUGA
Acanthosepion pharaonis is the source of this 459-nucleotide messenger RNA. NCBI's taxonomy places the organism in Eukaryota, Metazoa, Mollusca, Cephalopoda, Sepiida, Sepiidae. The record is from the annotation of a GenBank genome assembly.